Ochotona princeps (American pika) is the source of this 1250-nucleotide messenger RNA. RefSeq names its product solute carrier family 25 member 15 (gene SLC25A15). Gene Ontology annotation, biological process: mitochondrial L-ornithine transmembrane transport. The transcript has 6 exons. The coding region runs from base 228 to 1133 and encodes 301 amino acids. Gene Ontology annotation, molecular function: L-ornithine transmembrane transporter activity. The record is from RefSeq and is a predicted model, not a curated record. NCBI's taxonomy places the organism in Eukaryota, Metazoa, Chordata, Mammalia, Lagomorpha, Ochotonidae.
ACAGAUACCUUGAGCUCCCUUCCUUUGGGACAGUGUGUAUGUGUUGUGGGGUGGGGAGGAGGGCAUCUGUUCUCCCAAAGUUAGGCUGAGCAGGCGUGUGGAACACGGGAGCCACUGGGCUGUGCUAAUCCUGAGCUCUCGCCUCCUCCCAGGGAUAUGCGGUUCCCAUUGUAAGCAUCUGAGAGCUGUCCUCUGCAGAGACCGGAGACUAGAGACACACCGGCAGCAUGAAGUCCAAUCCUGCCCUCCAGGCUGCCAUCGACCUCACAGCUGGGGCUGCAGGGGGCACGGCCUGUGUUUUGACCGGUCAGCCUUUUGACACGAUGAAAGUCAAGAUGCAGACAUUCCCCGACCUGUACCGGGGCCUCUCCGACUGCUGCCUGAAGACCUACACCCAGGUGGGCUUCCGCGGCUUCUACAGGGGCACCAGCCCGGCACUGAUCGCCAACAUCGCCGAGAACUCUGUGCUCUUCAUGUGCUACGGCUUCUGCCAGCAGGUGGUGCGCAGAGUGGUGGGGCUGGACAAGCAAGCCAAGCUGAGUGAUAUGCAGAACGCGGCCGCCGGCUCCUUCGCCUCAGCCUUUGCAGCACUGGUGCUCUGCCCCACCGAGCUGGUGAAGUGUCGCCUCCAGGCCAUGUAUGAGAUGCAAACAUCGGGAAAAGUUGCCAGCAGCCAAAAUACAGUCUGGUCUGUUGUGAAGAGCAUUCUGAGAAAGGAUGGCCCUUUGGGCUUCUACCAUGGCCUCUCCAGCACUUUACUUCGAGAAGUACCAGGCUACUUCUUCUUCUUUGGCGGCUAUGAACUGAGCCGGUCGUUUUUUGCAUCAGGGACAUCAAAAGAUGAACUAGGUCCUGUCCCUCUGAUGUUAAGUGGUGGAGUAGGUGGCAUUUGCCUCUGGCUUGUGGUGUACCCAGUGGACUGCAUCAAAUCCAGAAUUCAAGUUCUUUCAAUGUCUGGAAAGCAGGCGGGAUUUAUAGGGACUUUCAUAAGUAUUGUGAAGAGCGAAGGAAUAGCAGCCUUAUAUUCUGGACUGAAACCUACUAUGAUUCGGGCGUUCCCUGCCAAUGGGGCACUGUUUUUGGCCUACGAGUACAGCAGGAAGCUGAUGAUGAGCCAGUUGGAAGCGUACUGAAGUGUUUUGGCAGGUCUCGCUCCACACACCGGGGGAUGAGGACCUCGGUUCUCCUCAGGGUUUCAUGGAGCACGGGAUCGAUGUGGAAUGAGUCUUGAAGAUUUUGUCUUCCCUCUC